Messenger RNA from Medioppia subpectinata, 1866 nucleotides. The record is from the annotation of a GenBank genome assembly. Lineage: Eukaryota; Metazoa; Arthropoda; Arachnida; Sarcoptiformes; Oppiidae.
AUGUGCCCUCCAUCGGACAAAAGUAACGCAACCGAUGAUCGAGUGAUCGAUGCGGCCCUCAGUAAGCAAUCGCUGGUAUCGUUGGGUAUAAUUGGCGGCGCGUCGGCCAUAGAGAAGGUCCGAUUCGACGGAAACACCGCCGAGUUUUGGACAAAACACGCCCAAUAUUUGGACACAGAGUUGGCCCGUCUGUUGCCCGCCAUUCGGCCCGAUGUCAUAGUUGUGGAUCAGGCGGUGACACUGCCAGCGGUCGAGUUGUCUGGCAUACCGUGUGUGUGGCUCUGGAGCUCCAGCCCUCUUCUGAUCCUCGACGAUGAGAGGACACCGCCCGGGGAAUCAGGACUGUCCGCAACGGGAGACCCGAGACUGUGGCACGAGUUUCACCAAUUGGUUAGAGACGUGAAGAUAGAGAAGUGGCGGGCGUUUAAUGAUUGGGUGGUCGGCCGGGGCUGCGAACCACUUCCUGAACACUGCUUUUACAACCCAUCGCAUUAUCUUCAUAUAUACGGCUAUCCCUUGGAGUUAGACUAUCAGGACAUCCGGCCGUUGGGUCGUAAUUAUGUCCGCUUUGAUAAUUUUAAGCGCACCGAACGGCACAUGACAUUCGCUGUGCCGCAAGAGUUGGCCGCAAAGCCCGGAGCGUUGAUCUACUUCUCGUUUGGCUCUCUCUGUCCGGUCGACGUGCAAAACAUGCGCCGAUUGGUUGCCAUUUUGGCCAAAUCUCGGCACCGUUUCAUCGUAUCGAUGGGUCCGAAGCAUAUGGAGUACACUCUGGCCGACAAUAUGUGGGGCGCGGAGUCUGUGCCACAGAUCCGAGUCCUACCGCUCGUAGAUCUGGUCAUAACUCACUGCGGCUCCCAUAGACUUUCUGCUACGGGAGACCCAAAACUGUGGCACGAGUUUCGCCAAUUGAUUAGAGACGUCAAGAUAGAGCAGUGGCGGGCGUUUAACGAUUGGGUGGUCGGCCGGGGCUGCGAACCACUGCCCGAACACUGCUUUCACAACCCAUCGCAUUAUCUUCAUAUAUACGGCUAUCCCUUGGAGUUAGACUAUCAGGACAUCCGGCCGUUAGGACGCAAUUACGUCCGCUUUGAUAACUUUAAGCGCACCGAACAGAACAUGACAUUUGUUGUGCCGCCAGAGUUGGCCGCAAAGCCCUAUGAAUUGAGCAAUAAGUAUAGUAUAGUCGGCAAAAUCAGGAAAUUAGUAAUUUUGCGCAAAAUUCUCAAUAAGUUGCGACACUUUUGCCAAACUAUUAUCGGUUUGUAUUCUUCGGGAGACUUCGGCCAAGCGUUCAGCCAAUGCUUUAUUGUUGAGCAGAGUCUCGAUCGCCGCCAACAGCUCCUCUUCCGAGCACUUGACUCGGAUCUGUGGCACAGACUCCGCGCCCCACAUAUUGUCGCCCAGAGUGUACUCCUUAUGCUUCGGACCCAUCGAUACGAUGAAACGGUGCGGAGAAUUGGCCAAAAUGGCGACCAAUCGGCGCAUGUUUUGCACGUCGACCGGACAGAGAGAGCCGAACGAGAAGUAGACCAACUUUCCGGGCUUUGCGGCCAACUCUGGCGGCACAGCGAAUGUCAUGUGCCGUUCGGUGCGCUUAAAAUGAUCGAAGCGGACGUAAUUGCGUCCCAACGGCCGAAUGUCCUGAUAGUCCAACUCCAAGGGAUAGCCGUAUAUAUGAAGAUAACGCGAUGGGUUGUGAAAGCAGAGUUCGGGCAGUGGUUCGCAGCCCCGGCCGACCACCCAAUCGUUAAACUCCCGCCACUUCUCGCGCUUCACGUCUCUAACCAAUUGGCGAAACUCGUGCCACAGUCUCGGGUCUCCCGUAGCGGAAAGUCCUAUAAAUUUGGCAUUCAUUUAACUCGC